AUGGAGGAGUACAUCCUGUACCACGACAUUGGCCGAGGGCACACCACAUCCGCCUUCAAAGGCCGCAAAUCAAACACGCUGGAGUACCUGGCGCUGCUGCAAGUGGAGAACAAGUACUCGGGGUUGGCUGCAGUGCGGUACGCUGCCGCCCAAGCUGUACGCAGCGAACAUGUCUGUCGCGUUGACCUUCACUGCGACACAGGACCAGAGGUGUGGCUGGUUUCAGAGCUCUGCUCCGCCAUCAGCCUGCGAUCUGUCGUCAACGGCGAUGGCUACCUCAUGGGCUCCCAUUUGAUGAAGGUGCUGACGGAGAUACUGCUGGCUGUUGCGCACUGUCACGUGAGCGGUGUCGUUGUUGGCGACGUGCGGUUGGAAAAGUUCCUGGUGCAGGACGGCCACAUCAAGCUGUGCAGCCUGGGCCGCGCCAUGGCCAUGCACAGGAUGGACCCUGUGCCCACAACCGCGUCCCCAUCAGGCGUGACGCAGGUCACCAUGCCGACCAUCAACAAGGAGCAAGUGAAAGGCCUCAUCGCAGACAUGGACCGCAUCCACUGCCAGCAGUACCUCGCGCCAGAGGUGCACACCCGCCAUGCCGUCACCCCUCUCAGCGACCUGUGGGCCACGGGCGUGGCGCUGCUCGAGCUCAUGAUUGGCCGCGCCGUGCCCCCGCCAGAGGCCGGCGCCGAGCUGCACGUCGACAACCUGCGCGACGUGGCCAGGGAGAUUGGGCACCCGCCCGAUGUGGUUGCCCUGGUGCUGAACCUGCUGCAGCGGCGGCCCGAGCAGCGCUGGUGCUGGCGCGACGUCAUCGCCAGCCCGCUCCUGCACGACGACAACAGGUUUGCCCUCAUUGAGGAGGAGCUGCUCGCCGUGGAUGAACAAUACGCGCCACGCCCACCGAUGCCUGCACGCACGCGCGUUGAUGCGCAUGGUGGCGAAGGCAAGGGCGGGCCACGCUUGUCAGCAAGCGUCGCCUCUCGCGUGUCUGCCAGCGGCCGCAGCAGCCGCAGCGCCAGCAGCAGAAGCAGCAGCAGCACAAUUGUUGGCGACGGAGAGCACCACGAGGGCGAGUUUGACGAGGACGAUGAGGCUCAGCCGGAACACCAACGCACAGGCGUGUCCGGACAUGAGCACGACGGCGGCGGUGGCGGUGGUGGUGGCGGUCGAAGCGGCAGGGACGAUGACGCGCGGUCAUCUGUCGCUGCUGUCUUCAAAGGCGAGCACGACACCCUCAUGACAACCCGCCAGCUCAACCCAGCCACGUCGCUCGUGCUCUCCAAAGCGUCGCUUGCUCGCCGGAGCAUGCAGCGGCCCGCCACGGGCGCCGAUGCUGCUGCUGCUGCUGUACACACGCCCGCCGCCGCUGGCGACCGCAAACCCCACACCGCCGCUGCCGCUACACAUGCAAGCAGCGCUGGCGAGCACACAGCAUCGGCCGAGCUGCCACCGCGUGCACGCACAGCGCAGGCGUGGCUGGACGCUGACGUGGAGCCACACCCGCCAGCCAACCCGUGGGCAGGGUCGUCACGCACGCAGGCAGGCCGGCAGCGGGCACACGCGGCCCUGCGACGCGCGCACGAGCUGCUGGAGAAGCACGGCGUGGACGAUAGUUCCACACGGCCGACGCACGGUGGCGGGGACAGUGAUGGCAGCAGCGGUGGUGAAGAGGGGGAGGAAGAGGGGGAGGAAGAGGAGGCUGUUGGCGUCUCGCCCGCAACAUCUGGCCGGAAUGGAGAGGGCAUUGCAUCGGUUUCUGCCUCGGCGGCGGCAACGUCUACGCCAUUACAGCAGCGCAGGAAGAGGGGCACGGUGACAAUUGAUGCUGACUACGACGGAGGACAGCAGGAAGGAGUGGAUCCUCUGGUGGUGGACGCAGCGCAGACACCAGCGUCCUCCAUCCGCCAUCACCCAGCAGCAAACAUGCGCAGGGAAGUUGGGCGCCUGUCGCCGAGGCCGCCCGUGCUUGCAGGCAGCACAGCCAGCUCGCAAUCCACAGUUGCCGGGCGGGGCGGCCGUGGCGACGAAGACGAGACAAGCGGUGAGGCCGAUAGCCUGGGUGGAGGGCAGCCAGAAUCGAGAGGUGAAGAAGCCGCAAGCUCAACCAAAGCAACAGCAGCAACGACACCAUCGUCUGCACGCAAGCAGCGCAGCAGCAGCCAAACACCAAAGAAGAAACAGCAACAGCAGCAACCCCUGCCUUUGCCUGGCUUUUACCGCGUUGCGCCGUUCCGACUCGAGCUGCUCGAUGCUGACACGUUGCAGAACACCGCGGAGGAAUGCACCCCUGCACGGCUGCGUGAGCUGGUGCAUGAAUUCAGCGACAAGGAAUCACUGUCAUCGCCGCCGCCGCAACAGCCGCAAAAACCAGGCGUCAUCUGGGAGCUGCUGGAAUCUGGUCGUCUGCCAAUGGUGGAUGAGCUCAUCCUCAUCGACAGCGAUCUCGCCAUCAACCCGAUUCUGAACACCAAGAACAAGAGUCCCAAGUAUGACCAGAGCGCCAUUGGCGGUUUCCACCACGAUCCAGACACCAUCGCAGAUAUGUCCGAUGAGGAGACAACGCGGUUCACGCAGCGGGUGAUGUCGACACUGCAGCUCACGCCGGCCUCAAGAGCACGAACGCGAUCGGCGGCGAGGCAGCAGCGCGCAGCAUCAGGCACCGCCCGCCCAGAGAAGAGGACGCGGCUUCAUAUUCUGGCAUACCUCCUCCACAUCUGUCAAGAUGAGCGUGUGUGCAACCUCUUUGCAAAUUCGCCUGUGCUGCCUGCCCUCUGUGCCAGCUUUCGCACAGCCCCAGACUUUUGCCGAGAACGGAUGGCUGUUCUUGUUGGCACCAUCAUUCGAAACACGACGGUCAUGCACGAGGACGUUGACAUGUCGCUGAUGCUCCACAACCUCGCAGACGCCCUGCGUGAAUUCUUCCGGACGGCGUCGCUCAAGCGCCUGCUGCUGUCGGCGAUGGGCGAAGCUCUCUUCUACGCGGUCACCCAGCGCCUCGCUGCCACAUCAGACCUCCCACCAACAUGGGACAUUCCAGCAGUGUCGAUGAAGAUGGUGUUCAAGUGCUUGAGUAAAGACGAGGAGAAGUCUGUGCAGCUAGCCGCGGCGCGCACACUAGAGAACAUGGCCAGCGUGGACGGUGCGCACCAGCAAACGCUGCGGCGACAAGACAGUGUCGAUGUGAUGGCCAAGGCAUACCUGCUCCUCGCAGGCCUGCAGCGCGUUCGCCCACAAACACUGGAGCAGUCAUGCACGCCUUCUGCCCUCGGCAUUCGCCCGCAUUCCCCGCUGGAGGCAGUACUGUCAGAUAUUGAUCAAACGCACACCUCGCACACCAUCAAGGAGCAGUGGCCGCAAGAAUCCGUCGAGUAUCUGCAACAGUGUUCUGCGGUGUUUGUUGGCGAGGUGCGGGAGUGGAUACCGGAGUACAUUGGCCGACUGCACACGCUCCUGUCGCUGGUCUCGCGUCGCAACCACCCGUCGAGCGCACAGGCCAAGGAGCUGCGGGAGUUGUUUGACCUGUACAAGCUCGCCGUCACGUACUUGCACAGCACCGUCAUCCUGCGGGCGCUGCCGUCCUCGGCGCUCUACAUUGACUGCCUGCGCGUGCUGCGCUGCGUUGCGUUCACCAUGGAUGGCACGACGAGCCUGGACGAAGUGGCGGAAGACGCGGGCCAGGUCCUGUUCACCGAAACCGCGGUGGCCCUGCUGCAGCUGACGCAGCACGCGGACACACAGGAGCUGCUGGAGGCGUGGACAGAGAUGAUACACGGCGUCGGCAGCUAUCGUGCGGUGCAGAACGAGGAGAUGAAGCAGACCGUGCUGCAUGUGUACACGGCAGCGUCACAGCAUGUGCAUGCCAACGCCAACUGGUCGCACACCCGGGAGGUCAUGCGAACAGCGAGCGCAGACCUCCAGGACCUGCUGGCCCUCGUCACGCAGGUGCUGGAGAGCGAAUCCGCCUCCUCGGUGCCGUGCUUCCACGUGCUGUGCGACCUGUGGGACGCUUUUCCGGACACGAUGGCCUCCUUUUGUGCAACAAUGCCGGAGAUGGUGGAGGAGUCCAUGUCCAGUUACCAGCCGCUGGUGGAUGUCAUGCCAAGUGCUGACCUCGCCUCGGACCAGAUGUGCAACACGGAGCAUGACCUGGACUCUGCAUUUGUCAUGCGCCACGCUGCGUACGUGAUCUCGUGCAUCCCGCACUUGGCGGAUGGCCCGCUUGCGCUUCGCUAUCUUGCCAAGCAGCGUCUCGUAUCAAAGGCAGUCGCUACUUUGAUCGCAAGCAUUCUGGCGCUGAGCAAACGCGAUACGCGCGUUGCUGAGGAAGCAGAUGUUGCCAUCUUCUCCUUGCGAGUAUCCAUGUGCUCGCUUCUACUGCUCCUGCAGUACGUGCUGCAACGAAGCGACGAAUGCGCCGGUUUAUUGCCGCUCUUCUCGCCCAUCUCGGCACUCUUGCACCGCCUGCUCAAUGCCGUACCCAAAGCAAUGCUGCCGAUGCUUCGACCGAUCCAGGCGUUCAUUCGUGUGUUUGCUGCCACGGUGCCAGACGCGGAAGCCCGCGCCGCAAUGCUCCAGCAAGUCGGUGGAUGA
Messenger RNA from Salpingoeca rosetta, 4587 nucleotides. Its product is annotated as ULK protein kinase. The record is from RefSeq and is a predicted model, not a curated record. Gene Ontology annotation, biological process: protein phosphorylation. The coding region runs from base 1 to 4587 and encodes 1528 amino acids. The transcript is spliced from 17 exons. Gene Ontology annotation, molecular function: ATP binding; protein kinase activity. Lineage: Eukaryota; Choanoflagellata; Craspedida; Salpingoecidae.